Molecule: messenger RNA, 5743 nt
Organism: Xiphophorus hellerii (green swordtail)
Lineage: Eukaryota; Metazoa; Chordata; Actinopteri; Cyprinodontiformes; Poeciliidae
Gene: usp42
Product: ubiquitin specific peptidase 42
Exons: 18
Coding region: 328-3855 (1175 amino acids)
Biological process (GO): regulation of apoptotic process; protein deubiquitination
Cellular component (GO): cytosol; nucleus
Molecular function (GO): cysteine-type deubiquitinase activity
Source: RefSeq, a predicted model, not a curated record
UGCUCUGACCACAAAAGUUUUCGGAAAAUAUCAUUUCAUCGUAGUUGUGCUGAAAUAUUCGUGUUUGUAGUGCUUGCUAGAUUGUCACUGUAGUGGAAAAGGCACAAUAAGGUCAGAGUUAAGAACAUGCGUCGGAUAUUUCCGAAACACGUUCUUCACGGAUAUGUGUCGGAUGGACCUAUCACAGACGUCGUUUCAUGGCAGGUACCCGGAUGUAGCCGUGGGGCAAUUAGCUACGUCAUUGUUCACCGGCGGACACCCGCUGGAAAUAAGAAAUGGAUUUAAAACCGCUAUUAAGGUGUUCAUAACAGACUCCAGCUAUGAACAAUGACCAUAGUUGACAGAUUGUCAGAAAAAUCUGACCACGAGUCAGUUGGAUUUAACCGAUCCUUCACCAGUGGAGACGUGGGGAUGGACGGCAGUUGUUCCAGCAGCUGGGCAGUGGGUCCCAGCAUGCCCGGCGACUCUCCCAGGCUCAAGCCUUCAGGAGGCUGCCUGGGUCCGACCCCCGGUGCUGCCGUCUAUAACGGCACACCCGCCUCUAUGGACCGCCCCAAGGACCAAGUGAUGAGCAGUGAAGAUGGCAUAGAGCUGCCUCAGAAGGUCCUGUUUCCUCCAGAGUGGCUCAGCCUGAAGUGGAUCCAAGUUCACCGCAUUGGUGCCGGCCUGCAGAACAUGGGGAACACAUGCUUCCUCAACUCAGCCCUGCAGUGCCUCACCUACACUCCACCGCUAGCCAACUUCAUGCUGUCAAGGGAGCACUCCAAAACCUGUCAUGAGCCUGGAUUCUGCAUGAUGUGCACCAUGCAAAACCACAUCAUUCAGGUUUUUGCUAACUCUGGGAAUGUCAUUAAGCCCAUCGGUGUCCUCAAUGAGCUUAAAAGAAUUGCAAAGCACUUCCGCUAUGGAAGCCAGGAGGAUGCUCAUGAGUUCCUGCGGUACACAGUGGACGCUAUGCAAAAGUCCUGCUUACCUGGAACCAAAUUGGACAGGCAAACGCAGGCCACCACUUUCAUCCAUCAAGUGUUUGGAGGGUACCUCAGGUCCAGAGUGAAAUGUCUGAACUGCAAAUCAGUUUCUGAUACAUUUGAUCCUUUUCUGGACAUCACGCUGGAAAUUAAGACAGCACCCAGUGUCUCCAAAGCUCUGGAGCAAUUUGUCAAACCAGAACAGCUGGAUGGAGAAAACGCCUACAAGUGCACCAAGUGCAAAAAAAUGGUUACAGCCUCAAAGAGAUUCACAAUCCACCGCAGUCCUAAUGUGCUCACUCUCUCACUAAAACGAUUUGCAAACUUCACUGGAGGAAAAAUCACAAAGGAUGUUAAAUAUCCAGAGUACCUGGAGCUGCGGCCCUUCAUGUCCCAGUCUCAAGGAGAGCCUCAGAUCUACGGCCUGUACGCUGUGCUGGUCCACUCCGGCUUCAGCUGCCACGCUGGCCAUUACUUCUGCUACAUUAAGGCCAGCAAUGGUCAGUGGUACCAGAUGAACGACUCGUCUGUCUCUGUGAGCGACAUCCGCUCAGUCCUCAACCAACAGGCCUACGUCCUUUUCUACAUUAAGUCGUGUAAUGUGAAGAAAACUGGGGAAUUCAGCAAUGUGAGCCAUAACCCAGGUAUGUCUGGUCAGUCGUCUCCCCGGCCGGUGGUAACCCCUCGUAUCCACACCGCCGUUCACCACGGCAACACUGGCUUCAUCGGCCCCCAACUACCACCACACAUGACCAAGAACACUCUCCAUGUUAAUGGGAAUGGGUCUUUGAGGGACUAUCCCAGCAGUUCUAAGGCCAGCAGCAGUUCAGUUGGCAAACCCAGCCACGGCCUGGCUUCUUCCUCAAUCUCCCACUCAAUCAGCCGACCCACAUCCAUCCCAGACCAAGAGAAACGACAGAAGCUUUCGUUUUUUAUUGGACAAGGCAAACAGAACCGAGCAUCUUCCUCAUCCGCCUACAGCCACCCAUCCUCUGCAAGCAGCUCCUCCUCUAGCUCGUUAUCUUCCUCGCAGUCUACCUCAGACGUUCACUUUGUUCCGCGUCAGCUAAACCACUUUAACGGCACACCCAGCAGUAACGGCGACCAACCCGCCAGGGGCAACGGGUCGUCUUUACUGGUGCCGUACAGUCAAGAGUCCUCUGAAGAAUCCGACCAGGAGAACGGUACCACUCAGGAUGCUGGCUGCAUAUCCAAGCCUCAGACGAAGGGAACUAAUGGAACAGGAGAUGUGUGUGCCUCUUCUUCUAAAAACACAAAUGGUGAAAUAGAUGUCUGUUAUAACAGCAGUGAAGUGAAUGGGUCAACCUCUGAAUUUAUGAAAACAAACCAAAAUGGACAAUUUAAUGGGCACCACAAAGUUAACGGACACAACACACAUGAGAAGGGAUCCAUCCAUAAUCAGGACAGUUCAGCUGUGAAUGCUGUUGCCAAUGGACUUGGCAGUGACCACAAUGAACCCAACAAAGAGCUGGUUGAUCCAGCCUCAUCGCAGACCUGUUCAGCUCAGAGCGCUCCUCCUGCUGCUAAUGAAAGAGAGCCCCUCUCUGCUGCUGUUGAUGAAAGGGCUAAAACGCUGCCUGAACCUCUUCCUCCUCCUCACCACACCUCAUCCUCUCCUGUUAGCUCCUCACCUUCAGCUACUACUUCCAAGACACACGCUGUUGCACCCAGAGACCUGUCAGCCUUCCCCUCAGAGCCAGUCUGCUGUCAAAGUGUUAAUGGGAUCUCUACAGCUGCUCAAAACAUUAGCAAAACCGAGGAAGAAGUUAAGGAUUCCUCGCAGACCAACGGUCCAUCAGCACGGACGGACGGUGGCACGGAGAACAAGGGGCAGAGCCAGUCCAAGCCUGGUUCUAGAGGCCAUGAAAGGCAGUCCUCCCAUGACAGGGACAGAGACAGAUUCUACUCUGACUAUAGCAAAGACAGAGACAAACACUACAGGGACAGAAGUCCACCACGAGAAAGUUACAGCGAUCGCCAUCGGUAUAGGCGAGACUACCGGGAUCACCAUCGCUCCUACAGGGAUCGAUUUCCUCCCGAACGGAGCUACUGGGACUUCGACCGCCGCAAGGAACGACUCGGCUCGCACUCCUGGGAGCAUGAUCGCGACCGGCGCUCGUACCAUUCCAGCCAUUACUACCACAAGUAUGAUGGGAGCCAUGAGAGGAGGGGAUAUCCACAACCUCAAGAGUGUCACAGCUACUGGCGGUCGCAAAAGGACAGUCGGGAAUCCUGGGCAAUGAAGGACAAAAGGAAUGGGUGGGAUAGGGAAGAAAGGAGUUCCUCCCCAGCUGCUACUGCUCUAGAAAUAAACAAGUCCAAGGUUUCCCCCCCCUGGGACCGCCUCUGUAAUUUUAACUCCACUCUUAAGAGGGAGGAGCCGAGUGACAAGAGGCCAGCUGCUCAUCUAAGAAAGGAGAGAGAGGACAGCUCAGAGGGCCGCCGCUCCAAAAAACACAAAAAAAGCAAGAAGAAGAAGAAGUCAAAAGAUAAAGACAUGCACCACGAGAGCAGCUCUGACCCGGAUUCAGACAGAGCCACCGAGAGCAGGAAGAAGAAAAAGAAGAAGAGGCGGCACAGGGACAGCGACUCCGAUUCUGGACGGGGCCACGCCAACAGAAGCAGCAAAGAAAGAGAGAACCGGAAGCGCCAUCACUCUGACACCAAGGACUCCAGGUACGACAAAGACUUUUUACCGGAGAAACGUCAGCGCACAGACUGCAGCGAUGGCAGCAGGGACCAGCCUCUCCCACCUCACCACAACGCCCUCUCAAACCAUUCAGCUCACCAACAUCUCAACGGACACACAGGAAAUGGUCGAACCAAUGGUGACUUCCACGGAUGCUCCAGUGGCCUCAAGCAGUGACUACCCCUCACCCACCUGCAACAUUUGACAACAGCAGAGGAAUGAUAUCACAAAACUAUUUGAAGUGGUGCUUCUUCACUGGGAAUAAAUCAGUUUUGUUUUUGUUUUUUUUUUAAACAGUACUAUUGUUUUAAAUGUACAAAAGUACAAAUUUUAACAGUGUUCCUUUAUCUACGAUUAUUCUCCUACGGUUAAAAAAAAAAACAACAAAAUCACCUGUUAAACAUUUAGGACUAAAAGAUGAUAAUAUAUAGUUAUUUGAGUACAAACCAAGCCUGGCGCUUAAACAUCUCAGUUGCUGCUCAGCGGAACUCAGGACUCAAACCCUUUGGAACAGAAAUCACUUAUCCACAUGCUUCAAAUAAGAAUGAAACAAAAGGGAGAAUGUGUUGUGUAAAAAAGACUGAGUCUCUUCAUGUUUAGAUGUUGAAGAUGUCACCAUAUCUGCACAGCUGCAAUGUUUUUACUUCUCACCUGUUUUGUUGUCGAAUCCACCCUGUGGUCAGACUACCAGAGGGGGGCAUGUUUCUGAAUGAGGCGGAUGAAUGCAGUGGUGUGAACAUGGGUUUGUUGAGCGAUACCUCCAUGUUAACCCUGGACAGACUUGAGGACAUUUAUCUGCUUUAUUUGUUGGGGGGUUUUUGUUUUGUUUUUUGCAACAAUGUCCCCUCUUGACGCCUAAGACGCCCUUUUUAAACCGUUUGAGUUUUCUCUCUAAAUUGCAUUUAUUUCUCCUGUUUUCUUUUAAGGUGUUCAGAAAGAAAAGCGUUUUAUUUUUUUUUCUUUCACGACUGUGGACCAUUUGUGUUUAGUUUUAAAAAAAGAUAAAAAUACAGUUUGUGUCUUCUAGCAUCAUGAAAUAUACUGUGAAGUUGAGUUUUGAACUGUACUAUCAGUUAUUUUUAUAAGUAAAAAGCCUGUAUCAGGAUCCUCUUGCUUUGUCUGUAGAAGGAUUUGUGUUGAGUUUUGACCAUAUUCUCUGGACACAAGUCACUAAUGGAUAUGGUUAGAUUUUGGGGGUGGGAUUGUGAGGAUGGGGUAUGGGGAGGAUAUUUCUUUCUUUGUUUUUCAACUUUAGGAAGAAGUUGAGGAAACUGCUGUUAUACCUUUUUAUUUUAGCAUGUCUGAAUUUAUACAUUGUGUAAGGUAAAAGCCUUAAAUACAUUUGUUAAUGUCAGAAAUUGUAAUUUCUGUCUUUGGACUUUGUUUACAAGCUGUGUUGAAUGACAAACGUUGAUUGAUAUGUUGGAUUUAUUUACCUUUUGUAUUAUAGAGAAUUGAUUGAUUGUACCGAAGCCUUCUUGUUGAACAAACAUAUUUUCUCGUUCCAUUUAAAUGUAGACGGUAAACUUCCCACACGUCCACUAUAUUCAGGUUUGGUCAAAUAACACACAAGCUGUUUAUCUCCUCUUGGUCAGCUUGAGUCACACAUGUAUUAUUUCCAUAUAUGAAACAACCAAAGACUGGUUAUGUUUGGUGAGUCAAACUUUUUCACUGAAUUCACAUGCACACAAAAGCUGUAUGAGCACGUCCAUUUUUUUAUUAAAUUGUAGAUCAAAGUACUUUGCGCCAUUUCCCCAACAAACCUAUAACCAAGUUAAAUGUAACUUCUGCACUAGUUAGGUUUUGGCAGUUUUUGUUUUUAUUUUGUCUCUGCUCAGUAAAAACGGUGUAAUGAGGCUUAUGCUCUACUAAGAGCAUCAUACAGUCCCUUUAUUAUGACACAUUAAGCUAAAAUAUUGAAGUGGUAAUGGCUAAAGCCAUGAUUAAUACUACAUGACCAUAAUGAUAACAAAACUGUACAUUAUAUUGCAUACACACUAAAUGCAAGUGGGGGGAGGGGCUGCCUCUUUUGUGAAACAAAAAGACAAUAAAUAAAACAAAUGAA